Molecule: messenger RNA, 2597 nt
Organism: Linum tenue
Lineage: Eukaryota; Viridiplantae; Streptophyta; Magnoliopsida; Malpighiales; Linaceae
Source: the annotation of a GenBank genome assembly
UUCGACCAUCCCGCAAGCUACGGGAAGUUCAAAAAGUCACUACCUCCAUGGCCUUCCCGGGGUUUUCGAUUCACAGCAGCAAACCUUCUGGUUAGGGUUUUGUGCUUUCGUUAAUUUCGGGCAUGAAGUUUCUAAGACCACUCUACAGUUGCAGAAUGAAUUGCUUGAGAUCAUUUCCAACUCCCACAAGCAUGCGCUUCAGUAACACAAGCAUGUCUGCCGACUCCUUUCCUUUCAUUUUACCACGGGCCUCACUCCCGUCUCUUCAAUUCCGCUUCUCAACCAGUCGACUCCGAGCCAAAGACUCCCUGUUUGCGUUCGAUUCUUCUGAAACAGAGGGCGGGAGCAGAUAUGACUCUGGAGAAGCUCAGUAUCGUAGGGUUUACAAUCCGAUGAAGGGUGGGUUCGACGUGGUAAAGAGGAAAGAGCGAGAACUGGAACCUGGAUUUUCGGGUUAUCUUUCAGAGCUUGAGGAGUUGGAGAGGAAUAGGACCUACGGAGGUGCAAAGGGGCGAAAGUUGGGCGGUAGGCUUGAUGGAAAGCAUCUCGAGGAUGAAAAUGCGAGUAUAGUAAAUCGAGAUGGUUUAUCGAGUUCAAAUGGUCGAAAGCAGGAAAGCAGUGUGAGUAAUGAGAAUCUGAGCACGGAAGAUAAAUCGAGGAUGGGAGUUCCUGUAUAUAUUGGUGAUAGCGGGGCUGUAGAGAAUGUGAACAAACAUGGAAAUGGGAAGAAGGUGGAUUAUGUCAAAGGAGUGAAGUCAGGAUAUAUGCUCACAACUAAGAAGGAGAAGGUUAGAACUAGUUAUGUUUGUGAGAAUUGUGGGCAUACAGAAGGGCAAUGGUGGGGAUAUUGUCGCUCCUGUAAAUUUGCUGGGACGAUGAAGAAGUUCUCUGAAACGGGUGGUGGCUAUGGAGACAAGGUUAGUGGCAUUGUGGCCUCAGAAAAUAUGGUGAAGUCUUGGCUGCCUCAACAGGCUGCAGAGGUGAACCCAGUAAGUUUGGCCGAGGUGAACAGAGAUGUGAAUCAUUUGGAAUGGCGGAUCCCUCUGCCUGGACCUUUUGGAGAUGAAGUGGCUAGAGUUCUUGGUGGAGGUCUUGUUCCAGGUCUGUCUGUUUGAGCAUGAAAACCUUCAGUAUACUUACUGGACUUUAAUGGGCUGUAGGUUCUCUGGUCUUGGUUGGUGGGGAUCCUGGUGUUGGAAAGAGUACAUUGAUGUUGCAGCUAGCUGCAAUCAUCGCUGAAAGACAAGGGCAUGGGAAACAAGCUCCAGUUAUUUAUGUCUCUGGGGAGGAGAGUGUUCAGCAAAUUGGGAACAGAGCUGACCGCAUGGGAAUUGGAACAGAGGACCUUUACUUGUAUUCAAGCACUGAAAUUGAGGACAUAAUGGGGAAAAUUCAGAAUCUAUCUCCUCUUGCUUUAAUUAUUGAUUCGAUUCAAACAGUUUACCUUAACGGAGUUGUCGGAAGUCCGGGCGGAUUAACACAGGUCAAGGAAUGCACAUCAGCCUUGUUGCGGUUUGCAAAGAAAACUGACAUCCCAGUUCUGUUGAUUGGACAUGUGACCAAGUCUGGGGAAAUUGCUGGGCCUCGUGUCCUAGAGCACAUUGUUGAUGUUGUUCUAUAUGUGGAAGGGGAGAAGUCCUCGUCUCAUCGCUUACUCCGGCCAGUGAAGAAUCGUUUUGGGUCCACUGAUGAGCUGGGAGUAUUUGAAAUGUCUCAAUCGGGUUUGCAAGCUGUUUCCAAUCCAAGUGAGAUAUUCUUAAGUGAGCAGCACUUGGAAUCUGAUGUUUUGGCUGGACUAGCUGUGACUGUUGUGAUGGAUGGCUCUCGAAGUUUCCUUAUUGAAAUUCAGGCAUUAUGUGUUGCUGGUUCGUCAGCUUCAAAGAGGCAUGCUACUGGGAUUCAGUCUAGCAGAGCUGAAAUGAUUAUAGCGGUGCUUAUGAAGCAAGCCGGGUUGGCGCUUCAAGAGAAUAGCAUAUUCUUGAAUGUUCUUCGUGGGGUGGAGCUUACUGAGACUGCUGGAGAUCUUGCAGUAGCAGUUGCAAUCUGCAGUAGUUUCUUGGAGUGUCCGGUACCCAAUUAUGUUGCAUUUCUGGGAGAAAUCGGCCUUGGUGGUGAGCUGCGCACGGUACCCAGGAUCGAGAAGCGGGUGAACACAGUUGCAAAGCUGGGAUAUCAAAUGUGCAUCGUUCCCAAGUCUGCCGAAAAGGCUCUGGCAAGUUUUGGGUUCGAGGGGAUGAAAAUUGUCGGAUGCAAGAAUCUGAAAGAAGUCAUCAACACUGUAUUCAGACAAAAUGGGAGACACUUCCAAGAGAUGUUGUAGGAAGCUGAGAGGUUGGAUUCGCUUUUCAGAAUAGCCAGCCAACCGUUAUCCUCUCAAGCAAUAGCUGUGUAUCAUAGCUCUAUCAGGGUUCGGGUCUAUAUCAAUUGGAUGUAAAAUUUGGCGAUGUUAUAUAGCCAGUCAUAUAUAGUGCUGGGUCUUUGUCUAGCUAAUCUAAAAUCUGAUAGUUUCUAGUAAGCUUAAAUGUGCAUAUAUUUGGUCUUUUCAGACUUGUGCAUAAAUUUGGUCAUUAAAUAUUUAUUAAUAUACAAUUUGAUUA